GGAGGUAGAAGCCAACAGCUUCCAUCGAGUCGCGAAGUCGUCACCUCCUCUACCUCCUCUUCUACCUCCCCCUCUACCUCCUCCUCUACCUCCUCCUCUACCUCCUCCACCUCCUCAAUUGCCUCGCGACAUCAACGACCCUCCCACAGCAGCAGCGGAAUCAGCAACAACGACGUCAACACCCGCCACUGAGGCCUACACCGCCAUGCAGCCUGCGGUCUCUGCCCAAGCCGCGUCGCAUUCUGCGGGGGAGAUUCAGGCGAGGGGCGGUGGCUGCGGCGAGGAGGAGGAGGAGGAGGAUGAAGCGAUGCAGUUGCUGACCAUCGUAACCGGCGAUCUCAUCUCCGGCUACGUGGCUCACCUGACGCAGCAGACGGAGCAGCAGCAGCAGCCUGUGCAGCAGCAGCAGCAGGGGCUGCAGCAGGGGCUGCAGCAGCAGCUGCAGCAGCAGCUUCAGCAGUUGCAGGAGCAGCUCCCGGCGGUGCAGCAACAUCUCCUGCUGUCGCAGCAGCAGCAGCAGCAGUGGAUGGAGAAGCUCUGGCAGCAGCAAUUCCAGCACAUGCAGCAGGUGCAGGAGCAGCUCCAGCAGGUGCAGCGGCAACAGGAGCUUGUGCAGCAGCUGCAGCAGCAGGAGCAGCUCCUGGAUGUGCAGCAGCAGCAGCUGCUGCAGGAGCUGCAGAAGAAGUAUCAGCUCCAGGAGGUGCAGCUGAUGCGUCGGUUCAAGCAGCUGCACCAAAUGCAGCAGGAGCAUUUCCAGCAGUUGCAGCAGUUCAAGGAGUGGCAGGAGCUGCAGCGGCAGGCGCGGCAAAUACAGCGGCAGCUGCGGGAGGUGCGCUCGCUGCUCCAGACCUCCCGGCGGCUGGUGCGGAUGCGUGUGGAGCUUCUGCAGGAGGCGCUCGACAUCCGAGGAGACGCGUUGCUGGCGGAGUUCGAAGCCUCCAUCCCAGACUUUGUGAGGCGCGCGGAGGAGCUGGCGAAGCAAGUGGACCCGCGCCGGCUGGUCAUGACCCUGGCCUGGCAGGUUCUCACCGCGGGGCCCAUGAGCUGGGGCUGCGUGCUGUCCAUGGUGGUGUUUUGCGCGCUGCUCGUCAAGAACCUGAGGGCCUCCGGUCGUCUGGGCGACUCGGAGGAGACUUGGCCCUUGACGGACGCGGUGGCCGCUGUGCUGUUGACCACACGCAAGACCUGGCUCAUGGAACAGGGAGGCUGGGAGGGCUUCCUGCGAGCGUUCGGGCCGGGGACGCCCACCUAGGAGAGGAGCCGCAGACGCCGAGCUCCGAUGGGCGGCGAUUGUGGAGACAAGAAGAGAGAGACAGAGAGAGACAGAGAGAGAGACAGAGAGAGAGAGACAGAGAGAGAGACAGAGAGAGAGACAGAGCGAGACGGAGAGACAGAGACUUUUGACUUUUUACACAACUUUUAUUGCCGCCAGGAGCAACAGCACUGGAGGCGAUUCCGAUAUGAAAUACAGUCACCAGCAAACAAACGAAUAAACGCUGUAAAUCCACACGCCGUGGCGCUAAAUGCAGCGCAACACGAAAGAAAAGUCACGUGGUGGUUGUUGUUGUGGUGGUGGUUGUGGUGGUGGUGGUCAUCUCGCACGCCACGGUGACGAGAGAGCGCCUCAGAAGAGAGAGAACGGCCAUCACCAAGCCAUGUCAAUUUUUUACU
This is a messenger RNA of Lethenteron reissneri (Far Eastern brook lamprey), 1671 nucleotides long. RefSeq names its product bromodomain-containing protein DDB_G0280777-like. The record is from RefSeq and is a predicted model, not a curated record. Gene Ontology annotation, biological process: regulation of apoptotic process. Lineage: Eukaryota; Metazoa; Chordata; Hyperoartia; Petromyzontiformes; Petromyzontidae.